GAAAUAAACUCAUACUUUGAAUUCUAGUACUUUUAAAACAAAUAAUUCGUGCCGCCACUAUGUUUUCAUAUUAUAGAAAACUUAUCUUCGAUGAAUAAAAAUUGGGUUGGUCAUAUUAAAGAUUAGUACGAUAAUGGUCUCAGUGCGCAUUUGCUUGUCUAAUUCAAACAUAUAGUAUCCUGUAUAGUAUAUCACGAAAGAUGAAUAUAUAAUCUCAUAUAUAAAAUCAUAUAGUAUUGAAUAAAUACGAUAUUAUCCAGAAAAUGUUUUUCUUUAUUUAUUGAAAAUGGCUCAAUAUACAGCAAAUGUUACAUAUUGCAUUGUGACCAAAGGAUGGUUUACUAAGUUUUUUAGGAUUUUGAAUGAGGUUUGAAGCAAAUAAAUUAAUUUUGAGGAUCUAAAAGUCAAUCAUGAUAAUAAUUGAAAAUGUUUUUAAUCAUGUUUUCUAGAAAUAGAAAAGUCAUGGUGAUGGAGUCAUGAAUAUAGAUAGAUAAAAGGACAACAACAUAAAUAGUUUACAGAAAUAUAUUAUUUGUUUCUGUUACUCACGGAUACAUUCUUUUUCCAAGCAGAGAGAAGAAGGAAGUAAAAGAGAAGUGGCGUGUUGUUUUCUCCAAAACUCAACCCCUCUUCUUAUCUUCUUCAGUUCUUCUCCUCUUCAAAUCUCAGUCUUAUACAAAGCCAUAGAUACAUAGGUCAAACUCAGUCUAUAUUGCUCAUAUCCAAUCGUUUCAAAGGAUUUUGGUUGUUGUACGUGUGUGUUUGGAACUUUGGAUGGUGAUGAAGGGAAUGCGUGUUGGGAAAUACGAGCUUGGGGAAACGCUUGGUGAAGGGAACUCUGCAAAAGUCAAACUCGCUACAGAUACUGUUUCUGGCCAAUCGUUUGCCGUCAAAAUCAUCGACAAGUCUCGUACCAGUCGCCUCAACGUCCCUUUUCAGAUUAAGAGAGAGAUACGUACACUCAAAAUCUUGAAGCAUCCAAACAUUGUUAGAUUACAUGAGGUAUUGGCUAGCAAAACCAAGAUUUACAUGGUCCUUGAAUGUGUCAGUGGAGGAGACCUAUUUGACAGAAUUGUCACUAAUGGAAAGCUUUCGGAGACUGAAGGAAGAAAAAUGUUUCAGCAGUUGAUUGAUGGAAUAAACUAUUGUCAUAAAAAGGGUAUUUUCCACAGGGAUCUCAAGCUAGAGAAUGUUCUUCUUGAUGCAAAUGGGCACAUUAAGAUCACUGAUUUUGGCCUUAGUGCUAUGUCUCAGCAUUUUAAGGAAGCUGAAUUGCUACAUACAACCUGUGGUAGUCCAAAUUACGUCGCGCCUGAGGUUCUAGCUAACAAGGGCUAUGAUGGUGCAGCAUCAGAUAUAUGGUCGUGUGGAGUAAUCUUGUAUGUUAUUCUUACUGGCUGUCUCCCUUUUGAUGAUACAAACCUCGCCGUUCUUUGCCGGAAGAUAUCCAAAGGCGACCCUCCAAUACCUAGAUGGUUAUCACCGGGUGCUAAAACCAUGAUCAAGAGAAUGCUCGAUCCAAAUCCAGUCACAAGGAUGACAGUCACAUGUAUUAUGGCUAAUGAUUGGUUCAGACACGACUACGGCCCAUGUGAUGAUGAAGAUUAUUCAUCCUCAACAGAAGAUGUAGCAGAAGAAGAGAGAAGCCAUUAUUCACCAACCGUCAUCAACGCCUUUCAGCUGAUUGGAAUGUCACCGUUUCUAGACCUCUCCGGUUUGUUUGAAACAGAGACAGUAUCAGAGAGGCAGAUAAGAUUCAUGUCAAAUAGGUUAGCCAAUGAUGUUUUGGAAAAAAUCAAAACAAUCCUUAUGGCGAUGGGUUUCUACGUACAGAAGAAACACAUAAUGUUAAAAGCAAUCCGAGAAGAGAGUACCCAAAAAGGGCAAGGCGGGUUAUCAUUAACAGCAGAGGUAUUCGAGAUAAUCCCAUCACUAAAUGUGAUUGAACUAAGAAAAUCAUAUGGCGACCCAACUCUAUAUAAACAGCUGUGCGAGAGAUUACUAAACGAAUUGGACGCAUCAUCCCAAAUAUAAAAGCCGAAACAAACAUUGUGAUAGAGGAUUUAUGUAAAAGAAAAAUUAAUUAAAAAGAGAUUUAUUUGAAUAAGCUUGGUACAGCCAAAAAGAAAGAGUCACGCAUAAGAUUUGAUGAGUUCACGUGAAUAACAGUAACUAAGCUUGGAU
Molecule: messenger RNA, 2184 nt
Organism: Raphanus sativus (radish)
Lineage: Eukaryota; Viridiplantae; Streptophyta; Magnoliopsida; Brassicales; Brassicaceae
Product: CBL-interacting serine/threonine-protein kinase 17
Biological process (GO): protein phosphorylation; signal transduction
Molecular function (GO): ATP binding; protein kinase activity
Source: RefSeq, a predicted model, not a curated record